Molecule: messenger RNA, 2067 nt
Organism: Drosophila hydei
Lineage: Eukaryota; Metazoa; Arthropoda; Insecta; Diptera; Drosophilidae
Gene: hh
Product: protein hedgehog
Exons: 3
Coding region: 305-1750 (481 amino acids)
Biological process (GO): multicellular organism development; intein-mediated protein splicing; smoothened signaling pathway
Molecular function (GO): calcium ion binding; patched binding
Source: RefSeq, a predicted model, not a curated record
UGAAUAUAUAUGCACACAAUCAAGCAAAUAAUUCACAAAAUUCGUGCUAUAAAAUGAUUUGUUUAUUUGUCAGUGGCCAAAAAACUGUUUAACUAACUUACUAAGCCGUUAAGUCAAUAAGCUGUUGCCUGUCAGCUCCAGUCGCACGAUCGACUGUAAUUGUGCCGCUACACUCAACUUCUUUUUCCAUGUAAAUCAGUGUAAAAGUGCAGUGCUAAAUAACCAAAAAAAAAGAAAUAAGUAAAGAAAAAAUAAUAAAAACGACGCUUUUUAUCGAAAAAUUUACUUAAGUUAAACACACAGUAUGGAUAAUCAAGCAGUCUCGGCGCUCUGGUCCUGUGCCAGUGCCACCUGCCUGUCCCUGGAUGCCAAACGCCACAGCAUAGAGCCCAACCCGGACGGCCAGGCGUCGCCUGAUGUCAACAACAAUAACAACAACCACAACAAAUCAACAACGACAGUCGAUGCACAUUCACGAAAGCUCCGGCACAUUGCGCAUACGCCGCGUGGUAGCUGUUUUAUGGCAUUGUUAUUGCUAUUGCUGCUGGCGCUGAACUUCAGGCACGCGCAUAGCUGCGGUCCAGGCCGGGGCCUUGGACGACGACGAGAACGUAAUCUUUUUCCGUUGGUGUUGAAGCAAACUGUGCCAAAUUUAUCUGAAUAUCAUAACAGCGCCUCCGGCCCGCUCGAGGGCGCCAUUCAGCGCGAUUCGCCGAAAUUUAAGAAUCUAGUACUAAACUACAAUAGGGAUAUAGAAUUCAGAGACGAGGAGGGCACCGGCGCCGAUCGUGUAAUGUCCAAGCGCUGCAGAGAGAAGCUGAAUAUGCUGGCCUACUCUGUGAUGAACGAAUGGCCUGGCGUUCGCCUGCGGGUCACCGAAAGCUGGGACGAGGAUCGUCAGCAUGGCCAGGAGUCGCUGCACUACGAGGGCCGUGCAGUCACCAUUGCCACCUCGGAUCACGAUCAAUCCAAAUACGGCAUGCUGGCACGCCUGGCCGUCGAGGCCGGCUUCGAUUGGGUGUCUUAUGUCAGUCGAAGGCACAUCUACUGCUCUGUCAAAUCAGAUUCCUCGCCUUCCAUUUCCCAUAUGCAUGGCUGCUUCACGCCCGAGAGCACAGCGUUGCUGGAGAGCGGCGCAGAGAAGGCGCUGGGCGAGCUCGCCAUUGGUGAUCGUGUGCUGAGCAUGGAUGUCAAGGGCCAGCCGGUCUACAGUGAGGUGAUACUCUUCAUGGAUCGCAAUCUGGAGCAGGUGGAGAACUUUGUGCAGCUGCACACGGAUGGCGGCGCCGUGCUAACCGUGACGCCAGCGCAUUUGAUAUCCGUCUGGCAGCCGGAACGGCAAACGCUCAACUUUAUCUUUGCGGAUCGUGUCGAGGAGCUGGACUAUGUGCUGGUGCGCGAUGCCACGGGCGCACUGCAGCCGCAGCGCGUGCUCCGGCUGGGCAGCGUGCAAAGCCGUGGCGUUGUGGCGCCACUCACACGCGAGGGCACCAUUGUGGUCAACUCUGUGGCAGCCUCCUGCUAUGCCGUCAUCAGCAGCCAAUCGCUGGCGCACUGGGGCUUGGCGCCCAUGCGACUGUUGUCCACGCUGCAGUCCUGGAUGCCAGCCAAGGGUCAGCUGCGCACAGCGCAGGACAAGUCAACGCCAAAGGAUGCCACAGCGCAGCAACAGAAUGGAUUGCACUGGUAUGCCAAUGCCUUGUACAAGGUGAAGGACUAUGUGCUUCCCAAGAGCUGGCGUCAUGACUAGGCGACGCACACCCACACACACACACAGAGAGAGACAUAUACUUAAAACAUAUUUGCAGUUCCACAUGCUGGCGUAGACGUCAAACUUAUUGUAAUAUAUUUUGUAGUUAUGUAUGUACUAUAUGCCUAAAAAUGAUUGUAUUUCAAUGUUAAUUAUGAUUAAUGCUGAUCAAUACUAUUUAUUUAAAAUAUCUUUGACCUUUUGUAAACGAACAUUUAGCUAUAAGUAGGCAAUCCCUUGGCAGAGAUCCGAAAGCCCCAAACCAAUUCUUAAAGCGACGAUCAUCACGACUGUUGUAUAUUUUUAAAAAUAAUAAU